Messenger RNA from Triticum dicoccoides, 1066 nucleotides. RefSeq lists its product as uncharacterized. Gene Ontology annotation, cellular component: mitochondrial matrix. The record is from RefSeq and is a predicted model, not a curated record. The coding region runs from base 39 to 749 and encodes 236 amino acids. The transcript has 4 exons. NCBI's taxonomy places the organism in Eukaryota, Viridiplantae, Streptophyta, Magnoliopsida, Poales, Poaceae.
CCGGUGCGCUCCUGUCGUCCAGGCAUAGCGUCGAGCACAUGGCGCGCGCCCUCCUCCGCCGCCGCGGCGCGCUCUCCUCUCUCCUCUCGCCGGCCGCCCCCACGGCGCCCAGUCUGCUCCCGUCAUUCUCCUCCGCCGCCCUCGCGCAGCUGCGCUCCCCGCUCGACGAACGCCUGCUCCGCCUCCUGCGCUCCGAGAUCUCCUACGUCGCCGACCGCCGCCCUCCCCACCAGCCGCCGACGGGCUUCAAGUCCUUCGCCGUGGAGGACCGCCCGGGGGAGCAGUGGGUGCGCCUCCGCGCCGCCCGCCGCGGCGCCGGGGUCGGGGCCGAGGAGGAGGCCAUCAAGAUCGACGCCACCUUGUUCGACGGCGUCGCGGAGCUGCCCCCCGACGCGUCCCUUUUCAACCGGGUCGAGGCGCUCGAGCAAGGGCCGCGCCUCCACCUCAGCCUCAUCGUCGAGGUCGCCCGAGCCGACCGCGUCCUGGGGUUCAUCUGCUCCGCCUGGCCUGACAACCUUACCGUCCGCCACGUGCUCACCCUCAGGGGCGCCGGCGCCGCCACCGAUGACCGUGGUGCCCGCGACUUCACGAAGCUGGAGCCUGCGGAGAGGGAGGCGGUGAAGAAGUUCCUGCAGGAGAGGGAGGUGGACGCCGAGCUUGCGGAGUUCUUGCACGACUACGUGGCGAACAAGGAGAAGAUGGAGAUGCUCCGGUGGCUGAAGACAGUCGAAUCGUUUGUCGAGAAGUAAGCCAUGGAGUUGCAGGCUUGUUAGCAGGACCACCCCACCGGUAUAAGCAUGGUUGGUUUUAGAAGGUGUUAUGCCGACAACUGAGAUGGCAACGAAUCGGUUCCAGCAAGCGGUGUCAAGACACGCUCUCCUGAAUGCCUUGUGAACCACCGAUAUUCUUCUCCCCUUUACGACCGUCUCCUUGAUUAGGUUGUUUCCGAAGAAUCUGGGUUCAGCUGAGCUACCUAUCUGAAUAUGGUGUAAAUUCUUUGGUUGCUCCACUGAAACUACAUGUAUUCUCUUCUUAAUAAAAAGUUGUUCGUUCUGAGUUUGUGGUA